GUGCUCAUCCGCUCCAGCAUCUUUGCUCUGCGGGCCGUCACGCCCCUCGCCUUUCUCUACUGCGCGACCGCACUCUACGCGCUCUUUGCGCCGCAGGCCAUCGCGCGACAUGCGCUAGCCGCAUUGCCACUUUGGUCUCUUGCAGCCUUGACCAUCUUCUGCGUCAAUGAAGUUUGGUUCUUCUUUUAUGCUCGUCGUAAAGUCGGGCGCCAUCAAGCGCUUGCUACAGCUGCCGCAAAGCUCUCACCAGCUCAGCGCAAGGUUGAAUUCAAGCGUGCCAUUGAGUCUGUGCAUGAUCCACGCGUUUUUCUUGAAGGUUGGUUCAAAGGCGCUCGAUUGGAAGAUAUUGGCUAUGAUAAUGUGCUGCAGUGGAUACUUUGGGCAUUCUUUGAUGCCCCGGCUGAGCCAGAGUCCCUGUAUGCAUUGCCAGAAGACAUCAUCGCCGAAGCAAAGAGCUAUACAGAUGCCUGGGAGUCGCGCUUCAAUGUUACAUUUCAGCCAGGCUUCAACCACAAGAUCCAGAGUAUUCGAUUGUCUCUUGACCCAGUACUCACAACACAUCGUCCAGCAUGCGUCUACCUGGGGGUGGGUGUUCUUUAUGACCACCUAGCAUACUCGCGAUACAGAUCCCUUGGCUUCAAGCACUACAUCCCAUCAGCAGAGUCUGGCCAUCGCGUCUCUUACCCGUACAUUGGCUUACCCAGCUCUCCCUCCAACUCCACCCUCACCUACUGGUACAAGCCCUGCGCACCACUUGCUCCAGGUGAAAAAGAAGGUCUUCCUAUCGUUUUUGUCCAUGGUAUCGGCGCUGGUCUCAAAGUCUACCGCACCAUGAUUACGGAUAUGUGCGCACGCUACCCACGCAGUGCCAUCUACCUCCUCGAAAUCCCCUGCGUUGCCAUGAAACUCGUCGAGAAACUUCCAGUUCGUGCAGAACUCGUACGGGAUGUGGUUGCUAUGCUCAAAAACCACGGUGGUCAUACGGAAGCGCUGUUUGCGGGACAUUCACUUGGGACGGUGGUUGUUUCUUGGAUCUUGCAUCUUGCACCGCAAGUUUGUCGGAAAGUCAUGUUGAUUGAUCCGGUUGUUUGGCUGCUACACUAUCCGGACGUGGCGUACAACUUUCUACAUCGACCACCGAGCAAUGCAAACCAAUGGCUCUACAACUUCUUUGUUUGCAGUGAACCUGGCAUUGCUCGGUUCUUGGGGCGUGGUUUCGUUUGGCAUGAGAAUGUGUUGUGGUUUGAGGAUGUCCCUGCACACUGUGAGAUGCGCGUCUACCUGGCAGAGAAUGACAUGAUUGUGAAUAUCCCAAAAGUCUUUGAGUAUUUGACUGGUCAGGAU
Molecule: messenger RNA, 1344 nt
Organism: Protomyces lactucae-debilis
Lineage: Eukaryota; Fungi; Ascomycota; Taphrinomycetes; Taphrinales; Protomycetaceae
Exons: 1
Source: RefSeq, a predicted model, not a curated record